AUGAACAAAAAAAUAAAAAUAACAGAUAAUCUAAAAAAACCAUUAAAUAAAGCUUUUUAUGGUACAGCCGGAUACAGAAGCAAUACAGACGAUCUUACAAAUAUAAUAUGCAGGGCUUCGUUCAUCGCAUAUUUAAGAUCGGCAUCUUUUGCAGGUAAACGUAUAGGGUUGAUGAUUACUGCUAGUCAUAAUCCUGUAAGCUACAAUGGAAUAAAAUUUAUUGAUCACAACGGAAACAUACUUGAUAAAUCUUGGGAAAAAUGUAGUGAUGAUUUAGUAAAUUGCGAAGACAAAGAUUUUCAUAAUAUGCUGAAUAAAAUUUUAAGAAAAAACAGUAAUAUUUGCGAUAUAAAUGACGGCAUUACGGGACAUGUUGUAAUCGGUAGAGAUACACGAAAAUCGGGGGAGGCCCUUGUAGAACAUAUUAAAUCUGUUUUAUUACAGGUUGACUGUAUUGUAGAAGACUAUGGCGAAGUAAGCACGCCACAAAUGCAUUUUUUAAUUCGCCAUUCAAAUAUGGCAAAUUGUUUAGUAGAUAAGAAAAUAUAUAUUCAACAUCUUGUUAGUAAUUUUCGUACAUUAAAAGAUUUGACACAGUGCGAUUUACCAGUUUUUGUAGAUACUGCUAAUGGUAUUAUUGAGAAAAAUAUAGUUGAUGAAUUUAAUAUAACUAUAAUUAACGAUAAAAAUGGUAUUAUAAACAAUGACUGUGGUGCAGAUUAUGUUAAAACUCAUAGCGCUCUUCCUCUAUUGCAAUAUAAUUUUAAAAAUAAUAAUGAUAGCACUUUAUUUGCUAGUUUUGAUGGCGAUGCCGAUCGACUUAUCCUUUUUACUCUUCAAAAUGGAUUUCUUAUGUUGGAUGGCGAUGCGCAAGCCGUAUUAAUUGCAAAUUAUUUUCACAGAGUAUUACAAAAAUUAGAAAUUGAUUUGCAAAUAGGUGUUAUUUUAUCUUUUUACACUAACAGUGGCUGUUUUAGUGCUUUAAAAAAUUUUAAAACUGAAAUGGUGCAGACAGGAGUUAAAAAUUUUGCUAAAGCUGCAAAAAAAUAUGAUAUUGGUAUUUAUUUUGAACCAAAUGGUCACGGGAGUGUAAUGUUUUCUAAUGUUGCCAUACAAGCAUUUACAUCAGAUAAAACAAAUGAACAUAAAAUUUUAGAAGUUUUGUCUAAGCUUUUUGAUCCCAAUAUUGGAGAUGCACUUGCUAAUCUUUUGAUCUUCAAAUGUAUAUUAAGUUCUACUGAUAAAUUAAAAGAAUACAAAGAGAAUGGAUCAAGAAACUUAGUUGUUAAAAUACAAAAUAAGAGGUCUAUUAUUACAAAUGAUAAAAACGAGGUAACAACACCAAAAGCUUUGCAAGAUAAAAUUAACGAAGAACUUACAAAAUUUGAAGGAAGAGCGUUUAUUCGACCAUCAGGGACAGAAGAUGUUGUACGAGUUUUUGCAGAAUGUGUAAAUCAACGAGAUGCUGAUGUAUUAGCUCUUAAAGUAGCUCAACUUGUCUAUGAUAUGUGCGAUGGUGUGGGCAAUCAUCCAGAAAUUGAUUAUUCUAAGAAAUAA
Molecule: messenger RNA, 1557 nt
Organism: Vairimorpha ceranae
Lineage: Eukaryota; Fungi; Microsporidia; Nosematidae
Product: phosphoacetyl-glucosamine mutase
Exons: 1
Coding region: 1-1557 (518 amino acids)
Biological process (GO): carbohydrate metabolic process; UDP-N-acetylglucosamine biosynthetic process
Molecular function (GO): phosphoacetylglucosamine mutase activity; magnesium ion binding
Source: RefSeq, a predicted model, not a curated record